GGCUGUUUUAUUCGUGGAUGUGUAUGCAUGAGUUCUGCAUCGAAUGGGCGCAAAAACCGCCCCAGAUCAGCCGGGAACAUCUUCCAGAUCGGCAAGCCUCCCCACCGAGACCCGGAGAGGAGGGAGAGCACCGAAAGUGCCCGCAAAGCCCAGCGUGCCGUGGCCGACUGCAGAAUGAUCGUCCAAGAAUUCAAUACGCUUGUCGCUCUGUACCGUGAGCUGGUCAUCUCCAUUGGGGAAAUCACCGUGGACUGUCCUUCUUUGCGGGCCGAGAUGCUGAAGACCCGAACUAAAGGCUGCGAAAUGGCCAGAGCGGCGCACCACAGUCUCUCCUUGAUAUCGGGGCCAGAGGAUGGGGAGAUCCAUCCUGAGAUCUGUAGGCUCUUUAUCCAGCUGCAGUGCUGUCUGGAGAUGUACAUCACUGAGAUGCUCAAAUCUGUCUGCUUGCUGGGCUCCCUGCAGCUUCACAGGAAAGGUAAGGACUCCUGCGGCCCUACCGGAGUCCAAAAUAAGACAGAGGAGAGUUGUGACAUCCCCAUCCUAGAGGACACCUCCUCUACCCCCACUGACUGUCCUCAUCUCUCCUGGCUGGUGGCAACUGACAUAGAUAACAUAGAAAUGGAUAUGAGGGAGAUGAAGAAUCUUCUCAGUAAACUCAGGGAGACGAUGCCUUUACCAUUGAAGAACCAAGAUGACAGCAGUUUGCUGAACCUGACUCCCUACCCACUGGUCCGACAGAGGAAGAGGCGGUUCUUUGGGCUCUGUUGCCUGGUAACCAGCUGAGGGCCCCGCCUUCGUGGGUAGGAGGCGGCAACAAAGACACCAUUACCCACUGUCCUUCACCACUCGUGUCUCCCACCAAUCUAUUACUGCCAUUUUCAAAUGAAUUGUCUUUCUCUUUUUUUUUAAAGGCUGCCCAUUUUAUAAUUUUAUUUUGUAAUACAAAGAAUAAUUGUAACUGCAAUGUAAUGAAAACAAAAGUCAUGAACAUAUAUUUUAAGAUAUUUUGCAACAAAUUCUCCCUUUUUUGGUAAAUGAAGUCACAUAUCUGCUUGUACAAUGUAAAAGCGAAUGAGAGGUGAUAUGAAAAUAGUGUUGAUGUUUAUGUACUUCUGCAAACCGGAGUGACUGAAAUGAGGAUUCAUGUAAAAAAAAAAAGAGAAUGUAAUUGUCAGUUUUUGUCAAAAAUAAUGUGUUAAACUAUGAAUAGAAGCCAUCUGAAUAUUUCAAGAUGGCACUUGCAAAGUUAUAUCUUCGUAUGUCUAUGCCGGAAUGAGAGGUUUGUGCAGUGUAAGUUUGUUGUGUACUACAGUAUAUGUUUUCUGUUUAAUGCUGUUUUUUCUUAAUUUAGUCUUCCAUAAACCAAGUACCUGUAUCCAACUUUAACUUUUCAGCUUCAAAAUGGAAUAUAUGAUACUCAAAAUACUCAAAAUGAAAACUUCUUUGCACACAAUAUAUAUCUACAAACUGAGACGUUAGACAUGUAUAUACACAUACUCUUUAGGCAAUGCUCUCUGAAUUACUUUCAAAGUUGGAGAUGGUAAGUAAAUAAUCUGUUUGUUGGUGUAAACAGGGAGGUUCUCCCUCUGUCUCGGGCAGUCCAGGGCAGACAGAGGACACGCAGCAUGGGUCCAGCUUAUUAUGAUAGUGAUCAAUGUUCAUGACACGGUAAAGGUACAGUAGUCAAAGCGGAUAUAGGUCAUUUUACAUUGUUAAUAAAACUUUUGUUAUUGAAACUAAUAAA
Gasterosteus aculeatus aculeatus (three-spined stickleback) is the source of this 1744-nucleotide messenger RNA. RefSeq names its product regulator of G protein signaling 7 binding protein a (gene rgs7bpa). The record is from RefSeq and is a predicted model, not a curated record. NCBI's taxonomy places the organism in Eukaryota, Metazoa, Chordata, Actinopteri, Perciformes, Gasterosteidae.